AUGGGCUCUGAGAAAAUCCUGCCGCAAGAUGGCAAGCGGAAUAUCCUCAUAACCUCUGCUUUACCAUACGUCAACAAUGUUCCUCAUUUGGGGAAUAUUGUGGGCAGUGUGCUGAGUGCCGAUGUCUUCUCGCGAUACAACAAGGCCCGUGGCCGGCCGACACUCUUUAUCUGCGGAACCGACGAGUACGGCACGGCCACUGAGACGAAAGCCCUAGAAGAGGGAGUUACCCCAGAAGAGCUGUGCGCAAAGUACAACAAGAUUCAUGCCGAGAUAUACGAAUGGUUUGAGCUGGGCUUCGACAUCUUCGGUCGAACACCCACAAAACAACACACCGAAAUCUCGCAAGAUAUGUUCUUGAAGCUCCACAGGAAUGGCCAUCUGACAGAACAUACCGACAAGCAACCGUUCUGUGAAAAGCAUGGAAAAUUCUUGGCCGACCGGUUCGUCGAAGGCACGUGCCCCAAGUGCGGCUACGACGAUGCUCGUGGUGAUCAAUGCGACAAAUGCGGUAGCCUACUAGAUCCCUUGGACUUGAUCAACCCUCGGUGCAAAGUCGACGGCGCAACUCCCGUCACGAAGGAGACCAAACACACCUACCUCCGUUUAGAUGAGUUGCAACCGCGAGUCGAAGACUGGUCGAAGAAGUCGAUCGAAAAGGGCAGAUGGUCUCGAAGCGCCAAAGUCAUCACUGAGUCAUGGCUGAAACAAGGUCUGAAAGAACGAGGCAUCACUCGGGACUUGGCAUGGGGCGUGCCAGUGCCUCUCCCCGGCUACGAGCACAAGGUCUUUUACGUCUGGUUUGAGGCCUGCAUCGGAUACCCGUCGAUCACUGCAAACUAUACCGAAGAGUGGCAGAAGUGGUGGAAGAACCCAGAGAACGUCCAGUUAUAUCAGUUUAUGGGCAAGGACAAUGUACCCUUCCAUUCAGUCGUGUUCCCAGCCUGUCAGAUGGGCACCAACGAGGAGUGGACCAAGCUGCAUCACCUGUCGUCCACCGAGUACCUCAAUUAUGAAAAUGGCAAAUUCAGCAAGAGCCGCGGCGUCGGUGUGUUUGGAAACAACGCAAAGGAGACCGGUGUUCCUCCGGACGUCUGGAGAUAUUAUCUGCUCAAGAACCGACCAGAGUCAGGUGACACUCAAUUCGAGUGGCGGUCUUUCAUCGAUGGGAACAAUUCUGAGCUCCUGGCCAAGCUCGGGAACUUUGUCAACAGAGUCAUCAAGCUCGUCAACUCACCCAAGGCCUACUCCGGGGUCAUUCCAGACUUCGAUCCCCACGAUCUCCCCACGUCAUUCAAAGAGCAUCUCAGCGAAAUCACCGAACUCUUGAAGCAAUACCUUACAGAGAUGGAGGCCGUGCAUCUGCGGAAUGGAUUGCUAGUUGCCAUGAAGAUUGCAGAAGCCGGCAAUGGCUUGAUUCAGGCUCACCGGCUCGACAAUGCACUUAUUGCAAGUGAUCCUAGUCUCGCUGCCGCAGUCGUGGGAACGGUUAUCAACCUCAUUUACCUCUGCUCGGCCAUCUUCGAGCCCUACCUUCCAGCAACCGGCGCCUCAAUACGCAAGCAACUCGAGCUUGGCUUUCUGCAAAUUCCGUCUGAGGGAGACAUAGAAAAUGGUUGGCUACCCACAUACAUCAAACCAGGCCACAAGAUUGGCAAGGCAGAAUAUUUGUUCUCCAAGAUUGAUGAAAAGAAGGCGGAUGAGUGGAGGGACUAUUUCGGUGGAAACCAGGCAGAACGCGAGAAAAAGAAGAAGGAAGAAGAGGCCGUUGCCGCGAAGAAAGCUGCCCAGAAAGAGAAGACCAAGGCAAAGAAGGCGGCUCAGAAAGCUGCCGCUGCGGCCGGAGGCGCAGGAGUCGAACAGAGUGCGAAAGGUGGGGAGGAGGGGCAGGCAUUGGCCAAUGGUGUGCCUGAUGUCGGAGAGGAUGCCGCGGUCGAGAAAGUUGUUGAUGGUGUCGCACAAGUGACCAUCCCGACAUCUUGA
Cladophialophora yegresii CBS 114405 is the source of this 1983-nucleotide messenger RNA. RefSeq names its product methionyl-tRNA synthetase. The coding region runs from base 1 to 1983 and encodes 660 amino acids. Gene Ontology annotation, cellular component: aminoacyl-tRNA synthetase multienzyme complex; cytosol. The record is from RefSeq and is a predicted model, not a curated record. Lineage: Eukaryota; Fungi; Ascomycota; Eurotiomycetes; Chaetothyriales; Herpotrichiellaceae. Gene Ontology annotation, molecular function: ATP binding; methionine-tRNA ligase activity. The transcript has 2 exons. Gene Ontology annotation, biological process: methionyl-tRNA aminoacylation.